UGCGAUUUCUUCACCAUAUCAUUUAUGAUAGUCAAUCUCGGCCUGCAUGAUUCCUAUCUUAGCUUUCUGUUUUUACGAUCCUGCCGGUUAUCUUACCUAGGAAAUUACCGUUUUCUGGGCUAUUUAUUGCACAGGAGCCUUGCAAGUUCUGACGUUGAAGAAGCCCUGACGGGAAUCAGGCUCAUCUCAUGCAUAACUAUAUACAUGGCUCCAACAGGCAUUAGAUGAGUGUGCACAAUACUCCCCACAGGUAUUAAUUGUUCCUGAUAACUGUGGGAAACGAAGAAUGAACAAACGUUCGGUGAUUGAGUCGCAAUCCACCAAAGCUCAGAAGUUGCCCCUGAGCUAACGAUAUGCAGUUCCUGACACGAUCCCAACCGGGGCGGGGAAGCUCUUCGGAUCAAGAUACGUCAUGCAUUCAGCUUUGACGGCCUCGCGAGGGCGAAGACAUUGAUCACAUAAGAGCUGAUUCCCUCUUUGCUUUCUCCAAGGGGAUUCUAACGCGUUCUCGGAGGAUUUGACGUAAUUGAGAGGAAAUGGCACAACGAUUGGUGGCUCGACGUGCCAACGCGACCCUUUUGCCUGCUCCCCGUUGCACCGCAAAAAUCAACCCAUUUACUGGCCCUGCUGUUGUGUUUGCGUGUCACCAACCGCAAGCCCGAGCCAUCAAAUCCACGGCUGUGUCCAAAGGCGUGGUGUCGUACACGAUGCAGAAAUUGGGGGAUACGCUCGCCGAAAACUUCGGCGGAGCAUUCACGAAGCUCGGCUCCCGACAAUUCAAGCUCGAUGAUUGCCCUGAUCUGACCGGAAAGGUGGGUGUUGUGACGGGAGGCAGCCAAGGGAUUGGGUUCGGCGUGGCAUAUACCCUCCUCAAGCACAACAUCAGUAAGCUCUACAUAAUUUCCGUCAACAAGGAGGUCUUUGAGGGCGCCAAAGCCGUCAUCUCCGAUGAACUGGGACAAGACAAGGCUGCCCGGAUGGUCUGGAUGAAGUGUGACCUUAGCGACUGGCGGCGGGUCAAAGAAGUAGCCGAGAUGAUCAAGCGCGACAAUAACCGGCUCGACAUCCUCGUCAACAACUCGGGUCGAGGCAUCAUGUCAGCCGAGCUCACCUCAUAUGGAGUGGACAGGCACAUGGCAGUCAACCACAUGGGCCACGUCGUCCUCACAUCCCAUCUGCUACCCUUGAUGCAAAAGACAGCCGAGGAAGGAAACAUUGUGAGAAUCAGCAACCAGAGCUCCAAUCUGCAUACCGGUGCUCCCAAGGACACCAAGUUCGCUUCGCUGGACGAGAUCAACCAGGACGUCGGACCCAAUGCGCAGUACGGAAGGAGCAAGCUGGCGGGGAUACUCUACUCGCGAUACUUCAACCGCAAGGUAACGCAAAAUGGGCACCCAAAUGUGCUCAUGAACGCUACACACCCAGGCUUCGUGAGCACCAAGCAGAGUAGGGACGAUAUUCUCGAGCCGUAUCCCUUGGGUGGGUACGUGAUGAAGUACGGCAUAGAACCGAUUAAGAAGGACCAGUUUGAGGGAGCCGUGCCUACAGUGUUCUGCGCAACCAAAAUCAAGGAUUCAGGCCAGUAUAUCUGCCCGCCUUGCAUCCCUGAAGAGGGCAGCCAAAUGUCGCAAGAUGAUGAGCUGGCGGAUAGAUUGAUGGAGUUGACGAGGAAUAUCAUCACUGAGAAGACGAGAAUGGACUCGGUGGAGAGAGGAUGUCCAAUGGAUGAUGUUGUUGUACAUUAA
Molecule: messenger RNA, 1745 nt
Organism: Podospora pseudopauciseta
Lineage: Eukaryota; Fungi; Ascomycota; Sordariomycetes; Sordariales; Podosporaceae
Gene: BLI4
Product: putative oxidoreductase bli-4, mitochondrial
Exons: 3
Coding region: 537-1745 (402 amino acids)
Source: RefSeq, a predicted model, not a curated record